AUGGUCUUUGCAGCGGUGUGCAUUGCUUUUGCCAUGCAGCCCCACAGCAGCCCGAAAUCUGGCAUCUCGGCGAUAGUCGCUCGACAUAGGCAUCUGCAGGCGUCGAUGGGAUGGUUGGCGCGGCACAGGCAACAGCUGUCCGUGUUGCGGCUAAUCCAAACCAGCCUUGGCUCGUCAGAGGCAUCUCGGAGGCACCGGAGAGCUCCGGAAGAUGCUGGUGCGCAACGACGAUUGACCGACGGCUCCAAGAAUAGUUGCUUGCGAGCGUCAGACGUUUGCCGCGAUUUCCCCGUGCUUGGGGCGGUAGAUGCGUGGAUCCCCGCAUCUAGUGGGCUUGGACGUGCUUCUGACGAGCGCCGGGGAGGCCGAGUGGAGAAACAGCGGCAAGAUGUCAUGGACUGGAUGGCACUUUCGGACGUCGGCCGUAAGCUCCGAAAAAAAAGAACACAGCUCCAGAAGCGCUUCGCGGCCGCCGUCCGUGCACCGGGCAAUUUUUUGGAAUCUGCCUCCACACUGGAAGCCUGGCUUCCCCCGCUGCUCGGCUGGCGCGCCGCAGCUGUCAUAACGCGCUCUCGGCUUCCCCGCACCGCAGCGCACCACGCUGUCUCGGCGCCUCUUUGGCUUUGCUCGUUCUUCGCCGCUGCCGCAGCCAGCCAAGCCAAAGCCAAACAGACGAACCGCCGCUGUCCGCACUGA
Moesziomyces antarcticus is the source of this 696-nucleotide messenger RNA. RefSeq lists its product as uncharacterized. Bases 1 to 696 code for a protein of 231 amino acids. The record is from RefSeq and is a predicted model, not a curated record. The transcript has a single exon. NCBI's taxonomy places the organism in Eukaryota, Fungi, Basidiomycota, Ustilaginomycetes, Ustilaginales, Ustilaginaceae.